Messenger RNA from Galeopterus variegatus (Sunda flying lemur), 3784 nucleotides. It is a transcript of the gene PPP6R2, whose product is annotated as protein phosphatase 6, regulatory subunit 2. The coding region runs from base 103 to 2964 and encodes 953 amino acids. NCBI's taxonomy places the organism in Eukaryota, Metazoa, Chordata, Mammalia, Dermoptera, Cynocephalidae. The transcript has 23 exons. Gene Ontology annotation, cellular component: cytosol; nucleus. Gene Ontology annotation, molecular function: protein phosphatase binding; protein phosphatase regulator activity. The record is from RefSeq and is a predicted model, not a curated record.
CUAGGAUCAAUGUCAAGGACCAAGGCAGUUUUUAUCUAUGGAUUUCUGUCGGUUGCUGUUCUGUAGAAGCUGAAGAAUUCUGUAAGCUCUGUGGCCGUCACGAUGUUCUGGAAGUUUGACUUGAAUACCACAUCCCAUGUUGACAAGCUGCUGGACAAGGAGCACGUGACGCUGCAGGAGCUGAUGGAUGAAGAUGACAUCUUGCAGGAGUGUAAGGCUCAGAACCAGAAGCUGCUGGACUUCUUGUGCAGGCAGCAGUGUAUGGAGGAGCUGGUGAGCCUCAUCACACAGGACCCGCCCCUGGACAUGGAAGAGAAGGUCCGCUUCAAAUAUCCAAACACAGCCUGUGAGCUUCUGACUUGUGAUGUGCCGCAGAUCAGUGAUAGACUAGGCGGGGACGAGAGCCUGCUCAGCCUGCUGUACGACUUCUUGGACCACGAGCCGCCCCUCAAUCCUCUGCUCGCCAGUUUCUUCAGCAAGACCAUUGGCAAUCUCAUUGCAAGAAAAACCGAACAGGUGAUUAUGUUCUUGAAGAAGAAGGACAAGUUCAUCAACCUGGUGUUGAAGCAUGUUGGCACCUCAGCCCUCAUGGACCUGCUGCUGCGCCUGGUCAGCUGCGUGGAGCCAGCCGGGCUCCGGCAGGAAGUCCUGCUUUGGCUGAAUGAAGAGAGGAUCAUCCAGAGACUGGUGGAGUUGAUCCAUCCAAGUCAGGACGAAGAUAGGCAGUCGAAUGCUUCUCAGGCACUCUGUGACAUUGUCAGGCUGGGCAGAGACCAGGGCAGUCAGCUUCAGGAGGCUCUGGAGCCAGACCCCCUGCUCACAACGCUGGAGUCGCAGGACUGUGUGGAGCAGCUUCUGAAGAACAUGUUCAACGGAGACCAGACCGAGAGCUGCCUCGUCAGCGGGAUGCAGGUGUUACUCACCUUGCUGGAGACAAGGCGGGCUGGGACAGAGGGUUUGGUGGACCCCUUCUCUCAGGGACUGGAAAGGCCGUGUGCUGUCAGCAGCAGCGUCCUGCACGGCAUUGAGCCGUGGCUGAAGGACUUCCACCAGCUCCUGCUCAACCCGCCAAAGAAAAAAGCAAUCCUGACCACCAUCGGUGUGCUGGAGGAGCCCCUGGGGAACACCCGUCUGCAUGGUGCUCGCCUCAUGGCCGCGCUGCUGCACACAAACACGCCCAGCAUCAACCAGGAGCUCUGCCGGCUCAACACCAUGGACCUCCUGCUGGACUUGUUUUUUAAGUACAGCUGGAACAACUUUCUGCACUUGCAAGUGGAACUGUGCAUAGCCGCUAUUCUCUCCCACACUGCCCGCGAGGAGCCGGGAGAAGCCCGUGGAUCCCAGAGCAGGGCGGAGCCUCUGCCUGGGAACGAGAACAGGAACCUGGAGGCCCCCCAGCCUCCCGCCAGCCUCCCUGAGAACACAAUGGUGACUCACCUGUUCCAGAAGUGCUGCCUGGUACAGAGGAUCCUGGAGGCCUGGGAAGCCAAUGACCACACACAGGCAGCGGGUGGCAUGAGGCGUGGGAACAUGGGCCACCUCACGCGGAUUGCCAACGCCGUGGUGCAGAACCUAGAGCGGGGCCCUGUGCAGACCCACAUCAGCGAGGUCAUUCGAGGGCUCCCUGCAGAUUGCCGUGGGCGCUGGGAGAGCUUCGUGGAGGAGACCCUGACAGAAACCAACCGCAAGAACACCGUGGACCUGGUGAGCACUCACCACGUUCACUCCUCGAGUGAGGACGAGGACAUUGAGGGGGCUUUCCCUAGCGAGCUGUCCCUGCAGCAGGCUUUCUCCGAGUACCAGAUCCAGCAGAUGACGGCCAACUUUGUGGAUCAGUUUGGCUUCAAUGAUGAGGAGUUUGCAGAUCAGGAUGACAACAUCAAUGCCCCAUUUGACAGGAUUGCAGAGAUUAACUUCAACAUCAGUGCUGACGAGGACAGUCCCAGCGCCGCUCUGUUCGAGGCCUGCUGCAGCGACCGCAUCCAACCCUUUGAUGAUGAGGAGGAGGAGGACAUCUGGGAGGACAAGGAGAUGCGUUGUGCUGCCCGGGCGCCAGCCAGAGCCAGGUUUGGAGCCCCCCACACCUCAGAUUGCUGCUCAUGGAGUGGCCCGCAGCACAGAGUCCAGGACAGGAAAGUGGACUCGGGAGCAGACGGGGAUGCACCUGGGCUGGACACCCCCCCAGCCCCUGUGCAGAACGAAGGCCCCCCCAUGGAGGCUGAUUCAGAAGCUGCAGGCGCUGCAUGGACGGCAGUGUUUGAUGAGCCAGUGAACUCGACGCCUGUGGCCCCAGGAGUGGCGAGGGAUGUGGGUUCCAGCGUGUGGGCGGCCAGCGCCUCAGCUCCAGAGGAGAAAGGCUGGGCCAAGUUCACCGACUUCCAGCCGUUUUGCUGCUCCGAGUCGGGGCCCAGGUGUAGCUCUCCUGUGAACACAGACCGCAGCCAUGCUGAGGGCAGCCCGAGCCUGGGCUCAGAGAAAGCCUUCAGCCUGGCCUCCCCGUGUGCUUGGAAUGUGUAUGUUACCAGGAAGGCUCCUCUGGUGGCCUCUGACAGCAGCUCCUCCAGGGGCUCUGACAGCGAGGAUGAGAUGCGGAAGGCAGCUGUUGCCAUGGAAGCCGUGAGCAUGGGCCCCAGCCAGGAGACCCUUCUGUCCAUGAUGCCUGCCGCAGCCAGGACAGAAGAAGCUGGCACUGACAGGGCCAAGUGUGCUGUCGGCAUGCUGCCAGACCUCGCCUGCCCUGCGCCUGCAGAAGGGACUGUGGCUGCCAUCACAGCACUGAGCAAGGCUGGCCCCCUGGUGGCCACCCCAGCACUUUCUUCUGCAGUGGCCACGGCAGUCCCUUCAGGGCCCAUCAUUGUUGUCACCACAGCAGCCCCAGCCAUGACAGCCACCCUGGGGACACUGACAAAGGACAGGAAGACAGAUGCCCAGCUAGGAGGAGCCACCUUAAACGGUCCCGUGUGAUGCUGCUGCUGAUGCCCUGCCACGGUCCACCAUGGCCAGGCCAAACCUUAAUCAUGAGAACUACCUGGUGAUGCAGUUUGUUUCUUUAAUUUAAUUUAAUUUAAAAAUAAAAUGCUGCAUUGGUAAAGCUGGCAGCUGGAACCAGUUGGACAGCCCAGCCUGCAUCUCUCCUGCCCAAAUGGGUCACCCGGGCCCUGCUGGAGGACAGAGGAUGACCUCGGCGCCCAGGCCUCGAGCACAGCAAUAAGGUCUCAGACAUGCAACCUCUGCCUGCAGGAGCCAGGGGCCACACCCCCCAGAUGUUACCAGGACCCAAUGGGCCAAGAAGAGGGAGCGGUAGCUGAGGCUGUUUUUACCAAUUUUUUUAGACAAAUAUAGGAAGAGGCAAGCAUUUUGCACUUUGUAUCCAGCUGCAGCGCAGGGUCUCCCCUGGCUCAGGGCAGAGGCAAGGGCUUGGGCUGGGGAGACCUGACCCCCACAAAUGCAUGUGGGUCAAAAGCUGACUUAGCCAGGUGCCCUACCUGCCCUAUGGCCCUGGGAGCUGGCAUAGAACCAGGCUGCACAAUUUGACUGCCUUAAAAAGACAAAAGACGAGAGCCUCUAGGCCUGAUGGGCUGUCCCCAUACCCAGCAGUACAGGCCAGUGGGGGGACACAGUGGGGCUCAAAGACUGGCCUCCAGCAGUGCUAGACAGGGCUGUGUUGUCCUGAAAGGGUCUGAAAGAUUAUUUUACGUCGAGGCCAUUUUUAACGUUCUGAUCAUCUGACAGGGCACCCCAAACUCCCAACUCCCAAUAAAAGUAUGACAUUCUUACUGACAAA